CGGCGUUUGCGGACAACACACGAGUGCAGAGCAGGCCGGUCGCGUUUUUUCGUGCUUCAACUCCGAGCUGGAAAUCACUCCAGAUCUGACUGUCCGGUCCCCCCGCGCGCGUUCCAGCCUUCCGUCAUGCUGCAGUCGAUAUUCGACGAUGUGCGGCGUAUGAAUAAGCGCCAGUUUCUGUAUCAAGUGCUGAGCUUUGGCAUGAUAGUCUCGUCGGCGCUGAUGAUAUGGAAAGGCCUGAUGGUGGUCACCGGCAGCGAGAGCCCCAUCGUCGUCGUACUGAGCGGCAGUAUGGAGCCGGCGUUUCACAGAGGCGAUUUGCUCUUCCUAACCAAUUAUCAGGACGAGCCGGUGAGAGUGGGCGAAAUUGUCGUUUUCAAAGUCGAGGGCAGAGACAUACCCAUUGUGCACAGAGUACUUAAGCUCCAUGAGAAGGGCGACCAAAAUAACACGGUCAAGUUCCUCACGAAAGGCGACAACAAUUCUGUGGACGAUCGAGGCCUGUACGCCCCUGGUCAGCUGUGGCUGACGCACAAGGAUGUGGUCGGCCGGGCGAGAGGCUUCCUACCCUACGUCGGCAUGGUCACUAUAUACAUGAACGAAUAUCCUAAAUUUAAGUAUGCAGUAUUAGCGUGUCUUGGACUGUACGUUUUGGUACACAGAGAAUAAAACUGCUCGAUAAGUUUAAA
Messenger RNA from Wasmannia auropunctata (little fire ant), 689 nucleotides. It is a transcript of the gene twr, whose product is annotated as signal peptidase complex catalytic subunit SEC11A. The transcript is spliced from 4 exons. Gene Ontology annotation, cellular component: membrane; signal peptidase complex. The record is from RefSeq and is a predicted model, not a curated record. Gene Ontology annotation, molecular function: serine-type endopeptidase activity. NCBI's taxonomy places the organism in Eukaryota, Metazoa, Arthropoda, Insecta, Hymenoptera, Formicidae. The coding region runs from base 127 to 669 and encodes 180 amino acids.